UUAAGUGAAUUUUAUACAUAAUUAAAUAGGUACGAGCAAUUGUUGUAGAUUCGUUAAUAAAUUGUAAAAUACAAAAGCUACGCCUAUAACAUACUUUUAUCGUAAGUGCUUCAUGUUUAAAUUAAAAGUAAUAUUAAUUUUAAAGCAGUAAAAUGAACGAUAUAGUGUUCGUUGGCGAUUGGAUUAAAGACAGAGUACUGGGAUCAGGCAGCUUUGGGACAGUAGUGCUGUGGAAACAUAAAAAGACCGAAGAGAAACUCGCCAUCAAAACUUGUAAAUGGGGCGAUGAACUCACUGACAAACACAGAGACAGGUGGACGAAGGAGGUUGAAAUGUUGCAAAGCUGCCGAAAUCCAAACAUCGUUGGAUCGAAACCCCUUCCAUCUGAAUUUAUAAAGGGCUUAGAGCGAGGCAAUCCUUCAGGUCUACCUAUAAUGUGUAUGGAAUACUGCAGCGGAGGUGAUCUUAGGCAGCAAUUGAAUAAACCCGAAUCAUGUUCCGGACUGCGAGAAAUACAAGUUCGUCAGAUUCUCAGCGAUAUCAGAAAUGCAAUGAAGUUCUUACAUCAAAAGAAAAUAACUCACCGUGAUCUAAAACCAGAAAAUAUUGUUAUGAAUAUUGUAGAGAAUACAGAGCAAAACAAUAUUUCUCCUCAAACUGAACCAAGAGUCAUAUACAAACUGAUAGAUCUAGGUUAUGCGAAGGAGAUUGACUUUAAUUCCGUGUGUGCCAGCUUUGUUGGUACUCUUCAAUAUUUAGCACCAGAGCUACUGUACAGCAAAACAUAUAGCAAUUCUGUUGACUUUUGGUCAUUUGGUUUGCUUGCUUUUGAAAUAAUUUGUGGGAAAAGGCCUUUCCUUCCAUUCAUGUCUCCUGCACAGUGGAUGCCUCACGUCGAAAAGAAAACACAUGAAAAUAUUUGUGUUUAUGAAACUUUUCAUGGAGAUAUUGAAUAUUCAAACAAUAUAUUUCCUGAAAAUCAUAUGUCGGCGCCUUUUAAAGUACUAAUGGAAGAUUGGCUUAGAAUAGCUCUGGAAUGGGAUCCUAAACUGAGAGGCAGAGAUUCUCAUACAAGAGUCAGAUUUAAUAUUCCUACUGAGCAAAGAGAAGUAAGCAGUAACAUCAUCAUUUAUGACCUACUGGAAAAUAUUUUAUCUCGGAAGAUAAUAAGAAUAUUUUCUGUACCUACUCUGUCACGACUAGCAUACCAAAUCAAUGAUACUACAAUGGUUUCUGAUUUGAAGAAAUGGAUUGGGCAAGAUACAAGUAUGGAUAUAGCAGACUUAAUCUUGAUAUGUCCAAAUACUUUUACAGAACUUGGAGAAAUGGACAUUGUGUCAAACUAUUGGAGAGAACACUGUAACACAAUGGUAUACUUGUUCAAUAAAACAUACAUUCUUCAGAAGAACAUAGAACCAGAAGUGCCAAAAUCAGUACAAAGAUGCUUGGAGCAUCCUAAAGCUUUGUACAAUCACAAAAAUAGCCAAACUUUAUAUAAGAAUAGCUUGUAUUUUGUAAAGAAUCAAUCUGAAAUUUAUGAAUCACUCAUUAAUGGGUUACUUGUUAGAGGAGAAUCACUAAAAAAUGAGGGCAAACAAUUGCUACUAAAACACAAUGCAGUUGAUAAAAGUAUAAGUAAUCUUCUAGCAAAGGAAGAAAUAAUGAAAAGGCUGAUUGAAACUGGUAAGGAGCAAGUUAACGAAUUAAGAGACAGUGGAAAGGGCAUAAACAUGCUUGGAGGUUUCAACAAAACAUUCCAAGACACAGAUGAGCAUUUCCUAAAAAUCAGUAAACUCCAACAAGCCUGGAAUCAAUUGUCUGUUAGACUCACAUCUGCUAAACGACGUUGUAAUGAAAUUGUGUCAGAUGAUAUAAAAAACUUUGUAGCCAAAUAUAAUUACCAAGCAGUUUAUGCCAAUGCAUUCAAAAUAUACAUUAUGGCAAGGAAAAGUGAAAUUAUCGGAAAAGAAAAACACUGUGAUGACAUUAUGAAAAUUUGCUACAACUGUCUCAAAUUGAGAAGUAAAAUAUUGCUUGAAAUUCAUCACCAGCCCUUUGUUGUGAAGCUGAUGGAUUUGGGUACCGAAUUUUCCAAGAUAUCCGACAUUGUGACCAAGGCUGCAGAAAACACAGAAAAAUUAACCAAAGACCUCAGUGAUUACAUUGAUGACCUGAAUAAUUGUAUUUGGUCCACCAUAAACUUGGCAGUUAGUGAUGGGGAUAACUUGGCAGAUAUUCCAUACAGUGUGGUGUCUUUUGAAAAAAAAGACUUCAAAAUUGGUGGACCAGUUUCAAAACACUGCCAGAAAUUAAAAACUACAAUACCAGAUGAUGAUAAAUUGAAAUCUCUAAUAGAAGAUAGUUUAAAAUUACGAUUGAAUCAAGUAAAUUUGUCUGCUGAGGUAAAUUCACAGAGAGAAUUGUUAAAAACUACAAUUUUUGAUUUUAGUUUUCUUAAUGAAUGUAAAGAAUAGUAUAUAUGAAUGUGAAUACUUUUAUCCACAAAAUAUUGCUGAAACAGCACAUUCUAUGUUAGGUGUACAUUAUGUUAGGAAAUUAUAUACACAAAAAAUUGUACCCCCAACAAAACUAGGAAAGGAUCAAUUUUUAUCUAUAAUAUAUAUGUAUAUAUGAUGUUUUAUGGCCUGGAUUUUAGUCCUUUAGCCAAAUCUCCAUUUAUUAUUUCAUUAUUUGCUAAAUGAAAAUAGAAUUGAAAUGAAAUGAAAUGAAGUUUCUUCUUCUUCUUCUUCUUCCAGUGCCUCUUCAAUCCUGAAGGUUGGCCGUUAGUUUUCUGUAUUCUUAUUCUAUUCUUUCUUUAUGUAUUAAAUGAAGUUUAUUUAUCCAAAAUUGAUGAUGGAAUGAAACCAUAUAUAGUGAAUUAUGUCCUAGUAAAAUAGUAGGAAUUUACUAAAAUUUGAUUGAACCCUUUGGACAAGUCUGAGAAGUUACAUUAGGCGAUUUUGUUUUAUUUUCACACACUUUUGGAGUUUGAAAGAUGUUACUAGGUAAUAUCAACAUAUUUAAAAAUGAAGAAACAAUAACUUAAUAAAAUAAAAGAAAUCUAAUAAUUUCACUCCUUGUGUUCAUAUUA
Messenger RNA from Bombyx mandarina (wild silkworm), 3091 nucleotides. It is a transcript of the gene IKKbeta, whose product is annotated as inhibitor of nuclear factor kappa B kinase subunit beta. The record is from RefSeq and is a predicted model, not a curated record. Gene Ontology annotation, biological process: tumor necrosis factor-mediated signaling pathway; positive regulation of transcription by RNA polymerase II; peptidyl-serine phosphorylation. Gene Ontology annotation, molecular function: IkappaB kinase activity; ATP binding. Gene Ontology annotation, cellular component: IkappaB kinase complex; cytoplasm. Lineage: Eukaryota; Metazoa; Arthropoda; Insecta; Lepidoptera; Bombycidae.